This is a messenger RNA of Caenorhabditis elegans, 1044 nucleotides long. It is a transcript of the gene str-60, whose product is annotated as Seven TM Receptor. The record is from RefSeq and is marked reviewed. The transcript has 3 exons. Bases 1 to 1044 code for a protein of 347 amino acids. NCBI's taxonomy places the organism in Eukaryota, Metazoa, Nematoda, Chromadorea, Rhabditida, Rhabditidae.
AUGAACGCUUUCGAUAUUGCUGAAAAAUUUCUGGCCGUCGGAUUUUGUGCAACUUGUUUAACCAGUUUCUUCUUUAUCUAUUUAACGCUAUUUCAUAUCAAAAAAGUGACCGGUACCUAUAAGAAAAUGGUUAUUUUCUUUGCUGGUUGGGGAGUUUUCUUUUCUGGAUGGGAGCUCAUUGCAAGACCAUUCGCCCACAAUUACAACAAUGCGGUGAUUGUAAUGAGUGUGAAUACUUGGAUCCCAUCGCAUUGCUUGCUUCAAAUACUUUCUGCGCUCUGGAUUUUGUUCUACCUGGCGAUUAUCUGCUUGAUUGCUGUACAAUUUGUGUAUCGAUACUUGUGCCUGUUUGAUCCAAAAAAGUCCGAAAAGUUUGAUGGUUACGGAUUUAUUGCAUGGAUUUCGUACCCGUUUCUUGCACCAUCUGUUCAUUGUAUAUCGUUUUUCUUUUUUGUGGAUAAAGAUGAAAAAUCUGAUGAAUACGUGCGCCAAGAGAUGCUGGACGUCUACAAUAUUACUAUUGAAACUGCGCCUAAAUUUGUAAUAAUUCCAUAUGGUUUUGAUAAUUCGUUGAACUGGAAAGGAAUUUAUUUUUUAUCAACUGGAAUUUUCUUAGUAUUCUUUCACUAUUUUGUUAUCUUGUAUUGUGGGAUCAAAAUGCAUUUUAACAUGAAAAGCAAGCUUCUCCAAUUUUCCGAAAACCAUGGAAAACUUCAAAAGCAGUUAUUCAAAGCACUAGUUGCUCAAAGCCUGGUACCCACGCUACUUCUUGUAAUGCCAGCUGCACCAGUCAUUGUUAGUCCGAUAAUUGCACCCUUUAUCAAUAAAUUUGGUAUCCAGCUCAGUUUGCAAACUGGUUGGAUGUACGCAAUAUUUGAUUUCUAUCCUCCAAUCGAUUACAUUGUUUUUAUGAUGAUUGUGACGGAAUACAAGGUUUUAAUAAGGAAAAUGCUCUCAAAAACCAAAGUUCAGCCAUUGGUGGUGGUCAGUAUCCAGAAUCCACCAUUGACAGUUGGUUUUAACACUGCGUCAGGACCAACUUGA